CACAGCACCUGGCAGAAAUAUGGUUUUUCAUUCCAGUUUUUGAUAUUUGCAGAACUGUUCCGUAAUCAGAGAUUCCUGUUCACAUCGGAAUCAGUUAGCGAAGGCCAUCCGGACAAAAUGUGCGAUAUGGUUUCGGAUGCUGUUCUGGACGCUCAUCUGGCGCAGGACCCGUACGCCAAAGUUGCCUGCGAAACGGUAACCAAAACGGAUAUGUUGAUGCUGUGUGGGGAAAUUACAUCCAGAGCCAAAGUUGAUUAUGAUCGGAUCGUUAGAGAUACUGUGCGAGAAAUAGGAUUCGACGAUUCUACCAAGGGCUUCAAUUACAAAACUUGCAACGUGCAAGUGCUACUUGAUCAGCAGGCGCCCGAAAUAGCAGCCGGCGUGCACUUGAACCGUCGAGAAGAAGAGAUUGGUGCCGGUGACCAGGGUUUGAUGUUUGGCUAUGCAACUGAUGAAACGGAGGAGCGCAUGCCGUUAUCCCUGCUGUUAGCACAUAAACUGUUGGCGCGUCUUCAUGAACUCAGAAGAAGCGGCGUGCUCGGCUGGGCACUGCCUGAUUCCAAGUCGCAGGUGACCGUGGAAUGUAAAUUUGAUUAUGGGGCAUGCAUUCCAGUACGUGUGCAUUCAAUCGUGAUAUCAGCACAGCAUAAAGCGAAUACGGCACUUGACAAAGUUCGGGCCGAUCUGCGCGAACACGUCAUCAAAGUGGUGGUACCAGAAUAUUUGUUGGAUGAUCAGACGAAGUAUUACCUCAAUCCUUGUGGCAAGUUCACUGUUGGUGGACCACAAAGCGAUGCUGGCCUCACAGGUCGUAAAAUAAUCGUGGACACUUAUGGUGGCUGGGGAGCCCACGGCGGCGGUGCAUUUUCUGGGAAAGAUCCAUCCAAGGUUAGUUAG
This is a messenger RNA of Gongylonema pulchrum, 897 nucleotides long. The record is from the annotation of a GenBank genome assembly. Lineage: Eukaryota; Metazoa; Nematoda; Chromadorea; Rhabditida; Gongylonematidae.